GUGGCGACCCGGGCCCGACGCCGCGAGUGGCGGUUGUUUGAAGAUGGCGGACGUGGCGGGCCCCUCCCGCGCGGGCGUCCCCGCGUUCUGGAGCCGCGACGUUUCUGAUGAAGAACAGUCGAUAGUAUAUGUUCCAGGAAUUUCUACAGAAGGAAAUACCCGAUCAAGACACAAGUUGUUGACUCCAAAAGCUGAUGGUAAAGUGAAGACGUCCAGAGUGACUGAUGCCUCUGUGUCUGGGGAGUCCUUGAAAGGUGCAGGAGACUCAGUAGCUGAUAUGUCAAAUUUCUGCAAGGAAAGAAUGAAGAGUGCAUCACUGAAGGAUUUAUGUCUUGAAGACAAAAGACGAAUUGCAAAUUUAAUUAAAGAACUGGCCAGGGUAAGUGAAGAAAAGGAAGUGACUGAGGAGAGACUGAAGGCAGAACAGGAGUCAUUUGAGAAGAAGAUCCGGCAGUUGGAAGAACAGAAUGAGCUGAUCAUCAGAGAAAGGGAAGCUCUUCAGCUACAAUAUAGAGAAUGCCAAGAGCUUUUAAGCCUUUAUCAGAAAUACCUAUCAGAACAGCAAGAGAAGCUCACCAUGUCUCUCUCAGAACUGGAUGCUGCAAGAGGGCAGGGACAGCAGAUAACCAACAAGAAAAGCACUCCGCCGUCUUCGAAUAUGGACCUGGAUGGUUCCUAUUUGAGUGUGGCCAAACCACAGACAUCUUGUCAAAGCCAGCUGAGGCCCAGGUCUGCUAGCCUGGACAUGGCAGCAGAAUCGUGUGUGGAUUUCAAGAAUAAUUCUUUGAAUCCAUUAGCACUUCAUCAUCAGCCCACAGAAGAGUUAGCCAGGGAGCCAUCAGAAACCAUACCCUGCACUUCUGCAUCUCCCGGGAGGAAGCGGGUGAAUGCAGCCCCAACAGAGAUAGCAGCACCAGAAGACAUGAGGAUGAAGGCAUGCCCACCCCGUCAGCCUGCCCCAUCUAGACAGCAUUGCCUAGAAGGUUGUGCUUUGGAGAACCGUCAUCCUUUAAACAUGGCCCACCGGUGUUCCAAGGCACAUCCUGAGUCAUGCAGUUACUGUGGGCUCUCUUGGGCAUCUCUCAUGCACAACAGUGGGUCACUGCUGCCCAGUGAGGCAGAUGUCAAAAAGCAACUCUCAGAAGAUAGGAGGCAGCAGCUCCUGCUUCAGAAAAUGGAGCUGGAGAUUGAGAAGGAACGCCUUCAGCACCAGCUGGCUCAGCAGGAGACAAAGCUGCUCCUCAAGCAGCAGCAGCUUCACCAGUCUCGGCUGGAUUACAACUGGUUACGAACUCAAGCUAUAUUUAAGUCAAGAGAGUUGGUCACUGACAAAGAGUUUUCUAAACCUGGAGAGCUCAAUCUGGAUAUAAGUGGAAGUGACUGUGGACCAAGUUUAUUGAAGUCAAAAUCUGCUGGAUGGCUCCCCAGAACCUCUUCAUCCUUUAAAAAGUACCAGGACUCUCCAAACAGUGGGCAGGCUAGAAAGGAGAAAAAGACAGUUGAGUUCCAGUCACAUGCCGAAGAUGAUGCCCAGUGGCUGUGUCAACAAAAAGAUGCAUGCAGACCCCAGAAAGGGACAAUGGCAGGAGUAACAAAAGAUGCAUCCACAUCCCCUAUACUAACUGGAAGCCAAAAGGACCUUGUAACUACAGCCUCAUCAUCAUCCCAGUUCAACAGUUCACGGUAUGAGACAUCUCUGUUGGAUUUGGUUCAAUCUCUGAGUCCCAACUCUGCUCCUAGACCUCAGUCCCUUCCCUGCAGAGCAGCUGGGGCCUGGAAUCACAGCGUUCUCCGGCCCAGCCCUCAGAAAUCAAUCUGGAAGAAGAUGGGGACACGUAGGAGCCCUGAAGAUCUGGAGGAGAAUCAGAUUCUGGAAGAUAUAUUUUUCAUUUGACUCUGAAACUCCAUAGGAAGUAUGUGGAUUCCUUCACAUACUGAUGUAGAAUGUUAAAUUGCUUGAUUGCAAAGUAAUCGAGUUUCUCCUUUUAUGGGACCUAUCUAGCUAGCCUCCUAUUAUGUAUUUGAAUAUAGAGCUCAUUCUAACAAACCAGGGUGGGUGUGGUCACAUGUUGUAAGAGGUGGGCUUGGGGAUUGUGUAACUUUUCUGUGUCAACAGAAAUUGGAAACUUGCAAUACUUUGUACAUGACAGACACCAUUGCAUAUUUGGUGUCAUCUUAGGAGUGCUUCCUCUCAUCUUCUGCUGGAAAAGCUUGGUUCUCUUCACACAAGGAGAACCUUCCCCUAGACAGUCUUCCAGAUAUGAAAGUGGUCAUUCCAGACAGGCUUUUCCCUUCUUCACCCUGUGCUCCCAUGACCUCAAUCUCUGAGUGAAGUUGAGUUGGUGUCCUUGCCAUCACCAGCAAUACUGGCAACAUGGUGCAGGUUACUCAUGGCAGUCAUCAGCCUGAUGGUUGCCCAGCCCAUAACUAAAGGCCUAGAAGGCUGGAGGGAAGGCCUGCAGGAUGAUGACUGCUGGGAAAUGUGGUGAGGGCGAGCCUGCUCAUGGCCCACCAGUGCCCACGUAGUCCCAGUCUGUCUCUUCAGGCUGAGCCUGGGCUGCCACUUCUACCCAGCCUUCCUUCACAUGGGCAUGUUUUGUUCUCGGGGGCCUCCAAAUGUCAUUUUAAACUGAGAUAAAUAUAAGGGUAGGACUAACUAGUUAUAGUCAUUUCCUUGGAAAGUUUAAAAUUCAUGACAUAAACCGGGGGUGGUGGCACACGCCUUUAAUCCCAGCACUCGUGAGGCAGAGGAAGGAGGAUCACUGAGUUCGAGGCCACCCCUCUGAGACUACAUGAAUUCCAGGUCAGCCUGGGCCUGAGUGAGACCCUACCUCGAAAAUCAAAAAAAAAAAAAAAAAAACAUGGCAGAUCCCAACUUCCUUUCCAGGUUCACUCCCUGAGAGAAAUAAAA
This is a messenger RNA of Jaculus jaculus (lesser Egyptian jerboa), 2911 nucleotides long. RefSeq names its product KIAA1328 ortholog. Lineage: Eukaryota; Metazoa; Chordata; Mammalia; Rodentia; Dipodidae. Bases 44 to 1894 code for a protein of 616 amino acids. The record is from RefSeq and is a predicted model, not a curated record. The transcript has 11 exons.